GUUUAUUUGUACACAGAUAUAUACUGAUGGUUUUAUAGUAAUUUCCACCUGUAUGUGUGUAUAAGGACUAUCAAGGCUUGGAGUAAAUAUAAUAUACCCUGGUAUUAAUGGUCAGUGACAUCUUAAGUCAUAAACAGCGGGAGGUGAUUAGGGUACAGUGAUAUAAUAAUACCACAGGAUGUCGACGGACUAGCUAGAACAUUAGUUGUUCGUGCUACUUAUAUAUAGUAGAGGGUCAUGUGAGGAAACUGUUGAAGUACUGACAAACCAUAAAACAGUUAUUUUAGAUGUGGUGUACCUGGAAAGUCUGUCAGGAAAAUAUUUACUGAUAUAACAAUAGGAUUUGGAAUUAAUCGGAAGUAGAUUUAGAAAGAAAAAAAUAAUAUGAAAGGUGUCACUAAUUUAAAGUAAAGACAUUUGAUCGGUGGGAAGUUAUUUACGUGCCAAACAGGGUACAAAAAUACAUUGGUGUGGGCUAAAGGUGUAACAAAUCGGGAUAGUUCUUAAUUUUCACUGUCAGCCAUUCAAAUGACGGUUUGUACAGCGAUAAAAUUUACCAUAUCUUAUAAAACUCUAAAUUUCAGUUAUAAGAAUCUAGUUUGAUAUUUUUAUCUGGAGAAUACAUUUUUUUUGUGGUAAGACAUCUGAUCGUUAGGUACAUAGGAUAUUGACCAGAGUAUAUAACAUGUGUGUGUGAUGCCAAAUCAUUAACUGUUUCCCAAGGGAAGAUUUCCUGGAGAGAGAAAAAAAAGGAAAUUAAUAAUCCAGUGUGCUAUUUGGAACAGGAUAUAUGUUAUAUAUAAUUUUCUCUGAGUGUUCACUCCUGGAUUCUUACAUGUCACAGAAUAUAGCUGAACAAGGAUCAAGUUUUCUUGGGAAGAUACAGAUGAUGGAGACAGAUGGACAGGACGAGAUUCAAGGCUUGAUACAUGUCCCUGAGGAUUCAAACAUCAUCACCUUUCCUCCGGUGCCCGAUCCGUUGUCACAAGCUAUGACGGAAAGCCAAACGGAACAGCCAGCCGGAGAGUCCAGACCGAUGCAGAUUUCUCAGGAGCCUGCCAAUAUGGCGGCGAAGCAAGAGUGUGCAGGCUGUAAGAAGGAGAUUGGAGAUCGCUUCAUGCUGAAGGCUCUCGAACAGUUCUGGCACGAGGACUGCCUGAAAUGUUCUUGUUGUGACUGUCGACUGGGCGAGGUGGGAUCCACUCUCUUCACAAAGGCGAACCUUCUCUUAUGUCGCAGAGAUUAUCUCAGAUUAUUCGGUACAACAGGCUAUUGUUCCGCAUGUUCCAAAAUGAUCCCAGCGUUUGAGAUGGUCAUGAGGGCUAAAAGUAACGUCUAUCAUCUUGAGUGCUUUGCCUGCCAACAAUGCAAUCACAGGUUCUGUGUGGGAGACAAGUUCUACCUGUGUGAAAACAAGAUACUGUGUGAAUAUGACUAUGAAGAACGAAUGUUAUUUGCAAAUAUGUCUUAUAACUACAGUGCUCUGUCACAGAUAAAGAGACAGACGCAGAGCCUCAGUGACGAUCUCUCCAGCGGUUAUGGCAGCCCCAGUCCCAGUUCCCUGUAAACUACCCCUCAUACCGUUCUAUUUUGUUGUGGUAUGGACCAUGUACAGUAUUCCUAUCAGGUACACAACUUUUUUGAUGCCAUGAAAGUGAAGGGUUGCCAUGGAGACUCCAUUGUUGCUAAGGAUGUGAUGUGGAUGGACGGAAGGAUGGAUGACCUGGCAGUCUGGGUCAAACCUGUACCGGGAGAUCUGGAUUUGUUGCGAAUUUGGCUCGGUUGUUAAAAACCAUUUCACGAGUUGGUUCAGAAAGUGAUGAUCUUUGUAACCAUGGUGAUGAGUUGUUUCCAUGACAACAGAUCUAUGGAUGGAGCUAUCACCUGGUUGUCACGGAGAUGAACUGUUUUCAUGGUGCCAUAACUUUGGGAAGAGAGACACCUGGCUACCGUGACUUGGUACAGAACAGAAGUGUAGUUUCCAUGGAAAUGACUUGGUUUCCAUGGAACAGAUCCACAUCCUCUGGAGGAGAGUCCCAGGAUGAAAGCAUUCCAAACUUUUGUGUGAGUGUGCGGAUAUGUAUGUGAUAUCUUUUUUAUUUUAUUUUUUUCAAUGCACUAUUUCCGGUUCAUUCUUGUUGAAAAUGUUGUACUCGGAUGUCAAUCAAAAAAUAUAUCAGCUGUGAUUGGUUGUUUUUUUGUCAUAUGUUGAGUUCACUGAAGGAUUUAAACAUUCAGGGGAAUACUGUAUUCAGAUACAGUUUCAAUGAACAAUAACACUGUGUUCAAAUUCACAUUUACAUCAAAUUAUUUGUUAUUUAUUAUAGAAAUACU
Messenger RNA from Mizuhopecten yessoensis (Yesso scallop), 2334 nucleotides. Its product is annotated as LIM domain only protein 3-like. Bases 791 to 1567 code for a protein of 258 amino acids. Gene Ontology annotation, molecular function: transcription coactivator activity; DNA-binding transcription factor binding. The transcript has 6 exons. Gene Ontology annotation, biological process: positive regulation of transcription by RNA polymerase II. NCBI's taxonomy places the organism in Eukaryota, Metazoa, Mollusca, Bivalvia, Pectinida, Pectinidae. The record is from RefSeq and is a predicted model, not a curated record. Gene Ontology annotation, cellular component: nucleus.